UUAUGCUCAGUCUGUCAGCGACGAUCGUGGAAGUUAGAAGUAUUUACUCGGUGGUGGUCGCGAAUAUCACAAACCUCUUUCGUAACGCGUAGCGUGUGGUACGACGACGACGACGAGAGGAGCGCACCGUUUUAAUCAAUUGAACGUUCUUCCGUGUGUGCUUGAGUGAAAUCCAGAUAUAACUUUUCGACGCUCACGUAAAACGGGGUUGCAGCAGCAGCCGUUGCAACCGAACACACGAAGCGCGCAGGAAGGGACGAAACGAAUCAAAUCUGCACAGAGCGUAAUAUAUUCGCUGCAUAAUAUACCUAAUAGUGGUGGCCACAUGGCUUAAUGUGGAUCGAUUUUCUUGCCAUCGCGGAAAUUGACAGAGAGUGAAAAGCCAAUCCCAUUUCUCGCGCUGGUUUGGCUGAAGUGUGGUGGUAUACGGCUCUAAGGUGGCGGCGGCGACUGGAGAAGGUCGAAGAACUAUCCAUGCGAUGAAAAAAUAAGUUUUAGUUAAAUAUAAACUUUUCCUGUUGCUCGUACCGUAGUAAAGUGAAUGUGCAAAAGCAGUAGGGAACAAAUCAAUUGGAUUUGACGCGCGGUGAACGGUGUGAAAACUGGAUGGUGAAGAUUGAACGAACGAAUAGAGUUAGUUGAAUUUACGGUGCUUCUAUUACGAAUCAGCUUACGGAGGCGGUGAAUGUAUGACAUUUCCAUUGGGACCCGUUUCUGAUCUCCCACAGUCGAGCUUUCUGUUUUCAAAAGGUGCAUUAGAAACGAUAGAAAGUCAACUUGCUUCCCCAUCACUUCGCUGCAAAUUGCUUUAUCAAGUACACAUAUUCACAUUGCAAGAAGACGAUGGCUAAAAUCGGAUGCGAAUUUACUUGGAUAUCACGAAACCGAUUCGCAGAACUUUAUCUUCAAAGUAGCAUCCUGAAGAACAGAUUCAAACAAACAAGUCUCGACUUCAAAUUUCAAUAGACGGAAAGUGCAGAACAAAGCGUUCGAUUGUGUAUAAAUAGGAAAAAUCAGAGCACUGCAGGAGAGGAAGGACAAGCAGAACUGCAGUAACCCCCGGGAUCGCAACAGUGUGUAUGUGAGAUAUCGGCUUGUAUUGCGCAAACUCGAUACCCCGAGAACCCAUCAAGUUGGAACACGCCGCUGACUCGGUAGCAUGUUUGUUGAAUGAAUUUUCUACGGCAAUCUUUCCAAGCAUCUGCUCCUUUGUUUUAUGAUACACAUUCGCAUCGAAUGCGUGCGCUCUGAACAGCUCGCCAAACAAGCAAUCGUAGUAGUCGUACGUGCGAUUGACAGAAAUGGAAGGAUAGAAGAUACACACAAAUAUCGUAGAUCUAUCUGACACAACGAAACACUGAGCCGAGGAAGACAAUAACAAAAAAAAUAAAACACCAAACCAUCCGGAGCAGAGCAACAACCGACACACGAGAGUCGCUUUAAUGCUGAGAAUCUCUUUAGUCAUAUAACAAGCAUUGAGAGACGCAGAACUGAGACGCGCGAGAACCACGUGGUCUGUGAGCGCUGUGCUUUGUGCGAACUCUUUGUUCGCGUUGUUUAGUAAUAAUCGUGUGGGAUACAACGCGCGCCGUGUGGAGAAUUUUUGCGGAACGCAAAACCGCCCCGCAGAAGAAAGUGAAAUUUCGACGGAAGGCGACAAAAUACGAAGUUUUUCGUCACCUAUUGUGGAUUAGCAGCGAGUGAACGAAUAUCAUUGCUUCAAUAGUUUUUCUCACGGAUAUGCCGAAAAAAAAAACGAGUGAUGAUAUAAUCAGUAAGCUCUUCCCAACCAAACGAAGCAAAAGUAGUGUCGAUAGAAAAGUCAAAGCGAAUAAAUUACGAAUGCACACAACAACAUAGUCGUCACAAGCAAGUGCGGGGUGAAAGUUUAUUUUCAAGUGGCUGGCGAAAAAGUGUUUGUUUUUUUUUUCGUUCCUCACUUUGGGCAUGGUUCGAUUGUGAUCCGGGCUCUGUCUUGUGAAGAUUUCAACAACUAUUAGCAACAAUGACCAGCCAGGAAUUGGUACUGAUGGCGGCUGUGGCCAUUGCGGCCGUGUUUGGCUACGUUCUGUUCGUUCGGAUUCGGAUGCGAAAAAAGAAUGACGCAUUUAUUCGAAACGAAAAGAACGAAGAGAAGAAGCAAAAGCAUGGACACCGGGUGGUUGCGAACGAAACAGCUGCCACCGGUGCUGCCGGAAUGGCGGCAAAAAGCAGCAAGAAAAACGUUUCCUCUGGUUCAGCAACAACUGUCAAGAAGCAACGGACAGCCGAUUCUAACUACCAACACCCUUGGCUGUAUACAACGCUGAAAGGGCAUACCGGCCAGGUGUUUGAUAUGGACUUCUCAAGAAACGGAAAAUACUUGGCGACAUGUGCAGAUGAUUCGCCUUCGGCACAAUCGAGCAGCGGCAAUCAUUUAAUUAAUGAUACUAUUAAUGAAAAUGAUAAACUGAAUGCUUCAUCGCGCUUGCUAUCGUUGGCGUCCUCCUCCUCGUCAUCGUCUUCGACUUUUGGCGGUGUUGAUAGCUCUAUAGUUACCAAUGAUGCUAGUAGUUGUCCGGUUAGUGGUGUUGGAAGGAACCUACGCGUCGGGAGCAGCAGCAGCAGCAGUAGUAGUAGUAGUAGCAGCAGCAGUAACCAUGGAGAGGACUCGUCAAACGCUCAAACCUCCAACAAGAAACAACGCAAGCAUUACACUAAAAAGAAGCAGCACAAUAAAAAGGCGAUCGGUAACAACGGCCUCAGCGCCAACAGUAGUAGCUAUAAAGUGUCCAAUUUGCGUGUACCGUCGUCAACCACUAACGACGAUGACGUUAAUGCGUUUCAAGACGAUCACAUAACGCAAACCAAAUAUUACUACAACUCGUCGACGUCGUCAUCUAACUCGUCCCUCGCAUCACAGAAAUCUACAGUAGCAUCUUCGAAAGUGACUUCAUCAGGAGCUAAUACAGUCAAUCAGCGCAGCACAAGUGGUGUUACUAAUUCAUCAUCAUCAACCCAGUUCAGCAAGGGUGAUAAAAAAGCUGCUACUGGUGGACAAGGUCGUCAGGAUUCAAAUACUCGUGGCACAAACGCGGACAAAAAGAGUCACCGCAAAAACGUUGCUUUCCUAAACUCAUCCAUCGCCAAAGAGGCGACAUUCUCUCCACUGCACCAAUAUGUGAAACUGAAUCUGAGUGAGCAUCAACUGGUGAAAUAUCUUCGAAAGUAUGUGCUCGAUAAAGAUAUAAUGAAAAACCUUGGGUUCCCGGUGGAUUACGAUCUGGAUUCGGACAAAGCCAUAAUCUACAAAAUCACACACGACUUUUUCCGUCCUGCACAGUUUUAUCAUCAUUCUUCGUCGGCUGCUGGCGAUGAAAACAAAUGCGCAAAAUCGCGGCUGGAAACCGGUGCGGACAAAAGCGAUGACAAUGACAGCGGCCAGGGAAGUGGCACUUCCUCACCGACCAACGUGGAUGACAACGAUGCGCUGCUGAUGUAUCGGCUACCAUCUAAUGCGGGUUCGCUUAAAUCACCACUGACUGAUAUGCAUCUGCAACCGAGCGAAGAGCGCGAAUGCUGUCGUUGCCGAAAGGGAUUCUUUAUCACCCUGGACGGGGAGUAUCUGACGCAGGAGCAUUGCAUAUAUCACUGGGGAAGAUUGGUGCGCGUUUUCAACGGUUCCAAAAAGGUGUACUCGUGCUGUAAUGGAGACCCUGACGUAAAAGGUUGUACGAUCAAUAAACUGCAUGUUUGGACGGGGUUGCUGUCUGGCUAUAAUGGUCCGUUUAGCGGGUUCGUAAAAACGCAACCUUCGCCGAGAAAGUUGAAAAAAUUCCAAAAAGUUUUGCUGAAUAAGUUCUACUACCAGAACAUGGAUGCAGACUGUUUGGAACUGAUACAGGAAGAACAAUAUGAUGACGAGAGCGAUGGUGUUUACGCGCUUGAUUGUGAAAUGUGUUACACCGGGAGGGGUUUGGAACUGACAAAGGUGACCGUGGUGUCAGUCGACGGUAAUUUGGUGUAUGAGAAACUCGUGAAGCCAGACAUUGAAAUUGUCGAUUAUAAUACUCGAUACUCGGGCGUGACGGAGGCAGACUUUGCCGAUCCACGUAACUACGUAACGUUGAAACAAGUACAAAAAGAUCUCCUGAGGUUUAUCUACGACGACACAAUUCUGAUUGGCCAUGCCAUCGAGAACGAUUUGAAAGUAUUAAAAAUUAUUCACAAAACUGUGAUCGAUACAUCUCUCACGUUUCCUCACAUGAACGGAUUUCCGUUCCGACAGUCGCUGAAGGCGCUCACCAAAAAUAUCCUCAAACGCGAUAUUCAGAUGAGCUCCAACGAUGUAACACAACCGAAACAAAAUCACCACCCUAAAGUAGAGUUUUUGUACAACAAUUGCAGCGACAGCAGCAGCAGCAGCAGCAGUAGUAGUAGUAGCAGUAAUAACAUUAAUAAUAGUGAACCGAACAAUGUGAACGCCAGCAAAAGCAAUAGUAAUAGUCGAAGUAGUAGUUCCUCGUUGGGACACUGUUCUCUAGAAGACAGUCGCGCUAGUUUGGAACUUAUGCUUUGGCUUGUCCGCAAGGACAACAUGUGGAGCAACAAUAAUUGCUAUCAAAUGCAGAAUAAUUGAAAAGAAAAUUUGCUGUGAUUACUUUUUUUUCUAAUUUAUUAACAUUAAACCCAAAUUAUUGUGCCAGAUCAUCAUCGGACUGCUGAACGCACAACCGGAAACAGUGAGUUCUGUCAGCUCAUUACUGGUGUGUAUCUUGAACAAAAAGAACCACAAUUGAGGUAUAAUACUCUGAGCACAUCAAACUUGUCGACAGAAUAAAACGAGCACAAAAAAUCAGCAACACAAUCCGUCCAUUUCGCGAAUAUAGUUCUAGAAGCAAACAAACAUACACAAAAAAGUAUCAACUAAAAAUGUUCAAGAGGUUGCGUGAAUAUUCAUACGAUGAAUAAACACAUUUGCAUAGUUUCGAGUCAAGCACAACACAUAUAUUUUGGUUCCUAAGAUGAUUCGUUUCGUUCUCGCGAAACGACAAAACACAUACAAAAGCGCGCGGAUGGAAGCAUAACGUGUUUUUAGUUAAAACAAACAUAAAAGACUGUAUUUUUAUUUACAUAAUGCUUAGUAGUUUUUAUUAUUUAGAGAAACAUAUCGCGAUGAAGAACCAUAGGCGUGUGAUGCUCAAAACGUACACCACAACGUGUAUAAACACUCCCAUCACACAAAGUUAAUUUAGUAUCAAGUCACGAUCAAAUCAACAGAUCGACAACAUAUAACUAACUCUCAUUGGCACAUCAGCCCUCCCGCGGACUAGGGCGGAAGUUGGUCGCAUUUUCCACGCAACAGCAAAUUUUCUUUCAAUUAAUUCGCUUGAGAAGCUGUUAUCCAAAUGCACUCAAUUGUGCUUUGUUGUUGUUUGUACUGUAUGUACUACAGAUUUUGAGAAUAAGUUUCCACAGUCACAGAGAAGAGUUUACGAAGGGGAAUAGUAGCGAUUCGUUGAUACUAAAAGUUUAGGAUACGGUUAGUUACUUGAUAAAGGUAUAUAUUGUUAAGUGGUCAUUUCUCAUUUAUUCAGUCCGUUGAAGACGUGAAAGAAAACGAGAAAAGAUGUACGAGACAAUGUUUUUUUUCUAAGAACUGUUGAAGAAGAUAGAAGCGAGCUACGAAUCCUAGAAAUAUUGACCAACAUGAUUUUAACGGCACACUUUGUGCCACAUGUUGUUCCUCACUUAAGGUAUGUUGUGAUGGGGAAACAUUGACGGAAUGACAAUGUGACUGUUAAAUUGAUCGGAAUUCCGAUGAGAAGAAGAUGAAAUGAAAAAAAAGUUUUAGUAAUAAAACACAAGAUCUUUUAAAGAGCAAA
Toxorhynchites rutilus septentrionalis is the source of this 5864-nucleotide messenger RNA. RefSeq lists its product as uncharacterized. Lineage: Eukaryota; Metazoa; Arthropoda; Insecta; Diptera; Culicidae. The record is from RefSeq and is a predicted model, not a curated record. Gene Ontology annotation, cellular component: nucleus. The coding region runs from base 2006 to 4618 and encodes 870 amino acids. The transcript is spliced from 3 exons. Gene Ontology annotation, molecular function: protein binding; exonuclease activity; nucleic acid binding.